Messenger RNA from Emiliania huxleyi CCMP1516, 647 nucleotides. RefSeq lists its product as hypothetical. Lineage: Eukaryota; Haptophyta; Isochrysidales; Noelaerhabdaceae. Gene Ontology annotation, molecular function: peptidyl-prolyl cis-trans isomerase activity. The transcript is spliced from 3 exons. The record is from RefSeq and is a predicted model, not a curated record. The coding region runs from base 166 to 522 and encodes 118 amino acids.
GACUUUGAGGCAAGGCGCCGCGACGAGCACGCUCCCUGACACGACGCCGUUGCCCGUACGUCCGACGCCGCCGCAGCGCUCUAUCACAGCCGCCGCUGCCACCGUGCACACUGCCCUUCCAUUUCACGCCGCCCUUACCUGCAGGUCAGCCCGCACGACAGCAUCAUGGGCACUCCCGCGCCGGGCUGCAACGGCACCGUCUUCAACAUCCUCAAGGAGGGGAGCGGCGCUGAGGUGGCCAAGGGUGCAACGGUGACAGUGCACGCGACCGGCGUCGUCAAGGAGUCGGGCAAGAAAUUCUGGUCCACCAAGGAUCCUGGCCAGAACCCGUUCACCUACCGGGCCGGCGUGGGGCAGGUGAUCAAGGGCUGGGAUCAGGGCCUCCUGGGCAUGAAGCUGGGCGAGGAGCGCCAAGUGAUUAUUCCGGGCGCCGAGGGCUACGGCGCGGCUGGCUUCCCCGCGUGGGGAAUCCCGCCGAACGGCACGCUCGACUUCACGCUCGAGGUGCUCAAAAUCGAGUAGACUGCCCCUAGAUACUUCCUCCCGACAGCAAUAGUGGCGCGGCAGGGUUCCUCGGCACGCCGCACCGUCUCGAGGUUGCAGUCGGUACUCCCUCUGCAGCCGCCAUUUAAGCAGCACAUGCUUUU